UGGCUAAGAUCUGACUGAGUAAGAUUAACCCAGAGAGCAGAAUAUUUCUGUCUGUCCUUUGUAGCACUCACCAGAGAUUGAAGCCCUUUCAGACCCCACCAUGUGCAGUUGACACAGAAGCAGUGAACAGUAGAGGAUACUGAAACACGGAAUGUAAAGGCACCACGCAGUUAAAAAAAAGCUACAACAGAUGGUGAAGAAAGUAAUAUACAAAUUCAAUGAAACAGCUCCAAAUGCUGCCUCAGUCCAGGUUUGAUCAUUGAGAAUGGGAACAGAGCAGAAACCUUACAGGUCCUUUUGAACCUAAGUGUCAUCACAGAAUACGUUCAGUCAUUGUCUGAAAAAUUAAAAGAUCUCCCAUUAAGGGGAAGACAGAGUGAAUAUUUUUCAACCUCUACUCAAAUGAUUAUGAAGUAAUAAUAUUAUUGUCUCAUUGCCAAUGGCCAUCAUCUGUGGCAGAAGCAUUUAGUCCUGGGCUUUCUGAAGUACAACUGCAAACUUGAAAAGGAUCUUUUAAGAAAAGAGCUCAUUAGGAACUUAAAUGAAAUAAAAUUUAAUGAGGAUCAACUAAUGCAUUGAGAGGAUGCUCCUUUAAAGGGGAACUUCCUACCAGCUUUGACAGACUUUUUUUUGAGGAAGAAGUUCCAGUUUAUCAGACACAACCUGUGAACCUUAUUGAUGGCUAUUGCAAAUCUUUCUGUUCACAACGAGAGUUUGAGGGGUUACCUCGGCACAACACAAAGUAUUAAAUGGCAGAUGCAACGCCAUAUGGAUGAGGAGGAGGAAGAAGAGGAGCAAAACAUCUUACUCUCACCAUUUGAGAAAGUUAUUUCUGACAUGAAGAAUAGCAAGAAAGUUAAAAAUGAACUGAUACUUGGAAAAAGGAUUGGAUUUUACCAACUCCGUGGAGAAAUUGGCACUGGGAACUUUUCAAAAGUGAAGCUUGGAAUACACUGCUUGACAAAAGAAAAGGUGGCAAUUAAAAUCAUGAAUAAAAAGCAAAUAACCCAGAAGUCACGACAACUGUUCAUAAACGAAAUUCUGAGUAUGGAGCAACUUCAUCAUCCAAAUAUCAUCAGGCUGUAUGAGAUGCUGGAAACACAAUCUAGACUGUACCUGGUCUUGGAGUAUGCAGAUGGAGGGGAUCUUUUUACCAAGGUCUCCACAAGGGGACGUCUCUUGGAAUAUGAGAGUAAAUUUAUAUUUAUUCAGAUUGUAUCAGCUGUUAAACAUAUGCAUGAAAACAAUGUGAUCCAUCGGGAUCUCAAGGCAGAAAAUGUGUUCUACUCAGCUACUAACUGUGUGAAGUUGGGUGACUUUGGCUUCAGUGCAGUGUGUCCUUUGUCAGAACCCUUAAACACUUGUUGUGGCUCUCCUCCAUAUGCAGCACCCGAGCUCUUUAAAGAAAAUAGCUACUUUGGAAUUCAUGUGGACAUCUGGGCCCUGGGCAUCCUAUUGUACUUCAUGGUGACGGCAACCUUGCCUUUCCGUGCGGAAACUAUCAGGAAGCUGAAAAAGUACAUUUUACUAGGAUCAUACACAAUUCCAUCAUAUGUAUCAGAUCCCUGCCGGAAACUAAUUCAUGGAAUUCUUCAAAUCAUUCCAACAAACCGUUACACCCUGGACAACAUCCUGGACAGUCCAUGGCUGAAGGGAAUGGAAUGUCCUGAGCCAUACCAACCAUUCCACUUGAAUCCAGCACACCUAGUCAGUUCUCUCCCUCUAAACGAAGAGGAAAAGGAGGUGAAGAAGGCAUUGAGAGGCCUGGGAAUCACAGAGGAGCACAUCUGUAAUAAUCCUAAUUGGGACUGUCACAGUCCCAUCACUGGGACUUAUCGCAUCCUUCUCCACCGGAGUCAUAAGAGGCACUAUUCAGACGGUCCUGUCAUGAUGAACAAUUGUCCUGCAAAACCCAGGCUGAAUGAAAACCGGAAGAAGCGUCUCAAAGCACGUGUGCAGACUUCACGGAUGUGUCUAAUUCUGUAAACUCUAAUUCUGGUGCACACGCACCAACGUUACUCUAACAAGGUAUGAAAUGUUGCAGCUAGAUAUUGCCAAGGCUGAAGAUGGAGAUGGCUGAUGAGGCAGUGAGUACAGUAUUAAGAAACCUCUCCCAGUUUCAGGUGGUAAAUAGCCAUUAAAUACUUAGGAUUCAGGUAUGCUCUGUGUAGGAACUGUCAGUAAUAGUUCUCUGAAAAUAAAGAAAAUAUUUAUUUUUCGCACAAUGUCUCACAUACUAUUAGAAUCCCAGCAGCCAUAUAAAUGAAUAACUUUUCUGGAUAAAUAUUCAAUUUAAAAUCAAAUAGAUGAUUAAAAAGGUUUUAAUUUUUACACAUUUUUAAAAAAAAGUUAAAUAAAGGUCUAUUCUUCAUAAGUAUUCAGAAUAGGUAUGAGGUAUGAUUCCAAUUCUGGGAUAGGAGAGAUUGAUUUAAAUGUCAGAGUUCAAGUAUUGCCUGCCACAAGCUAGAUUAAACAAACACACAUGCAAGCACCAGCCUAGCUUUUGUCUGAGAUGUUGACACAUCUCUCAAAAAAUUUCAAAUGUCUCACGUUCAGGUGUGUAAUUGCUAUUAUAUUGUAGCAUUCUUCUCUAAGCAAGAUUUUACAAACAAUGAUAAAAUGAAUGACAGGUUUUAUAAGUUUGGUUGAGGAAGAUACCAGGGAAAUGAACUACGGACUCCUCUUCAGACAAUGUGAUGGCUAAUUCACAUGAAUGUAAGGUAUGCUAAGUCGGCAGAGAGGAAUUUGAAUGACCAUCCUUGGCCUCCUGCAUUGCCACAGCGAAUCAGGCUGCAAAUUGGAGAAACAAUACCUCAUCUUCCGCCUGGUUAGCCUACAGCCCGGAGGACUCAACACUGAGUUCCCCAAUUUCAAAUAAUCUCCCUUCCCGUCCCCAAACUCCCUUUCCAGUCCCUCCCCCUCCCUUCCAUUCCUCUGAUUGACCCUUCCUUCCAGCUACCAACCAGAUUAAUUCCUCCCAUUGACCAACCAGAUUGUAGCCUCUACUUAUGUUCACCCAUCCCCAUCCAAAACCCUCCCCCACCUGACCUUCCCUUUAUCUGCAGUUCCCCUCACACCCACCCCAGUCCUGAACAAAGG
This is a messenger RNA of Chiloscyllium plagiosum (whitespotted bambooshark), 3099 nucleotides long. RefSeq names its product serine/threonine-protein kinase NIM1-like. NCBI's taxonomy places the organism in Eukaryota, Metazoa, Chordata, Chondrichthyes, Orectolobiformes, Hemiscylliidae. Gene Ontology annotation, molecular function: tau-protein kinase activity; ATP binding. Gene Ontology annotation, biological process: microtubule cytoskeleton organization; intracellular signal transduction; protein phosphorylation. The record is from RefSeq and is a predicted model, not a curated record. Gene Ontology annotation, cellular component: cytoplasm.